Molecule: messenger RNA, 581 nt
Organism: Penaeus monodon (black tiger shrimp)
Lineage: Eukaryota; Metazoa; Arthropoda; Malacostraca; Decapoda; Penaeidae
Product: U-scoloptoxin(01)-Cw1a-like
Exons: 2
Coding region: 98-502 (134 amino acids)
Cellular component (GO): extracellular region
Molecular function (GO): chitin binding
Source: RefSeq, a predicted model, not a curated record
GUGAUGGCCAAGGCCACGCCGUCGGAGCAUCGCUAUAUAAACCGAGUUGGCCUGAGCCUAUAGUCAUUCCAGGAUCACCCUCCUUGCAUCUACUACUAUGAAGACAGUCGCUCUAGUGUGCGUGUUGUUGGGCGUGGCCGCCGCCCUCCCCGGCCUCCGUCAGCGCCGUGACUCCUCGGCCCUCUUCUACGAGCUGCCCUCCAACGCCUCCCUCAUCCUGGGCGGCAUCCAGACCGGCUUCGAGUGCGGCGACCUGCCCUACGGCUACUACGCCGACGAGGCCAACAACUGCGCCGUCUUCCACGUGUGUCUGCCCUACAUCGACAACGACCUCUACAUCACCCGCCACUUCUCCUUCAUGUGCGGCGCAGGCACCAUGUUCGACCAGGAGCGCCUCGUGUGCGACUUCCCCGAGAGCGCCCUUCCCUGCUCCGAGGCCGCCGCCUUCAGGAGGUCCAACGAGUACUUCGGCCGCGAGGACGUCAACUUCCUCGAGAAGUAAAUCAGCUGUGACGAAUCCGACGCUUUCGCAUUUCUCAGAUUGUUGUGUUAUUUCUCAAAAAAAAAAAAAAAAAAAAAAA